This is a messenger RNA of Arabis nemorensis, 954 nucleotides long. NCBI's taxonomy places the organism in Eukaryota, Viridiplantae, Streptophyta, Magnoliopsida, Brassicales, Brassicaceae. The record is from the annotation of a GenBank genome assembly.
AUGAUGAAGUAUCUCCCUGAGAGACAUUGCAGAAUCGCCUCCGAGCUCGAACUGAGCUCCGGCGACGAGGAACAUGCCAUUCCCGGUUACGUUUGCUCCGUUCCGACCAAGGUUAUGCCUCCGGGUCUAUUCGUGAGAGAGUCCUACGAAGCUUGGGUCGAGAUAGCGGAGAAGUUCCCUGAAGCCAAGGGCAUUUUGGUCAAUUCAUUCACAUGUCUUGAGCAGAACGCAUUUGAUUACUUCGCUCGUCGUCCUGAGAAUUACCCUCCGGUUUAUCCGGUCGGACUGGUUCUUAGCUUGGAGGAUCGUCCGUCUCCGGAUCAACGUGACCGGGUCAUGAGAUGGCUGGACGAGCAACCGGAGUCUUCAAUCGUGUACAUAUGCUUCGGGAGCUUGGGGAUCCUGGAAGCACCGCAGAUUAAGGAGAUAGCUAAAGCCCUAGAUCUCACCGGCCACAGGUUUCUUUGGUCGAUUCGAACAAAUCCGGCGGAGAAAGCGACUCCGUACGAUCUCUUGCCGGAAGGGUUUAGCGAUCGGACGGCGAGUAGAGGAUUGGUUUGCGGGUGGGCCCCACAGGUUGAAGUGCUUCGUCACAAGGCGAUCGGAGGGUUCGUGUCUCACUGUGGUUGGAACUCGGUGCUUGAGAGUUUGUGGUUCGGCGUUCCGAUAGCCACGUGGCCAAUGUACGCCGAGCAACAGCUAAACGCGUUCACGAUGGUGAAGGAGUUGGGUCUAGCCGUGGAGCUGCGGCUUGAUUACGUCUCGGCUUACGGAGAGAUAGUGGAAGCAGAGGAGAUCGCCGGAGCUAUACGAUCUCUGAUGAACGGUGGAGAUACGCCGAGGAGAAAAGUGAAGGAAAUGGCUGUAGCGGCGAGGAAGGCUUUGCUUGACGGAGGAUCUUCGUUUGUUGCGGUGAACCGAUUCCUCGACGAGUUGAUCGGCGCGGAGUUUUAG